Lodderomyces elongisporus is the source of this 2997-nucleotide messenger RNA. RefSeq lists its product as uncharacterized. NCBI's taxonomy places the organism in Eukaryota, Fungi, Ascomycota, Pichiomycetes, Serinales, Debaryomycetaceae. Bases 1 to 2997 code for a protein of 998 amino acids. Gene Ontology annotation, biological process: signal transduction. The transcript has a single exon. The record is from RefSeq and is a predicted model, not a curated record.
AUGUCUGCUUUAUUUGCAAAUAGUUAUUGGUCAGCAGAUUAUAUUAGUGGAUUAGAUAGCCUUAAAGCUCAAUCUGCAACUUCGAUAAAUCAGCUUCAUGAAUUUCGACGACUUGUUUUUAACUACCUCAAAUUUCAUUUCUCCAAUAGCGAGUACCUUGACCAGUCUGUAAAGAACUUGUAUUCUUCAGAGAGUCCCUUUUACAGUAAAGGAAAUGAAAAGAAUGAGCAAUUGACUUUUACUUCAUGCUACAAGUCAUUUGUCGGUGCGAUGGAGCAAGAAUCUGUAACAUAUCAAAUGCUAGCAUCCAAUAUCGAUAAACAAGUGCUUGAAGAUUUGACUGCAUAUAUCAAAUAUCAUGAACCCAAAAUCAAUCGUGAAAUUGAUAGGCUUGAUGAGUUGUAUGAAAAAUAUCUCUCAAUCAUGAAACAAAUUAUGAAGUAUAAACAGAAAUAUCAGGAUCAAAUACGUCUCAAGGAAUUUGCUGAAAGCUCCAAAACUCCAACGAAAACGGGUCUAGGUUUGCAAGGGUUUGGAAAUGGCGAUACCCUGGCCACCAAAGAGGAUACAGAUUAUAGUGAUGAUGAACUGUAUGCAGAUGAUGACUCAGAUAUACUAGAGCAACAACAACAAGAACAGCAGCAGCAGCAGCGGGGACAACACAAGGAUAAGCCAGCCUUCGACUUUCCUAUGAAGAUCGGGUCUGCUCAAAUUGAAAAUACAGAGGAGUUGCAAAAACUAAUUUCUCAUCUCAUAGAAAAAACCCCCACUAGCAAACGAGGAGUGCCUCUUCCUGGAUUCAAAAAUGAAAUGUUUGUUAGUGAUUCUCUAUGCGAUGUUCUCACGCGAUUACGAAUAAAAGGGAUGGGCCCUUCAAGACUGAAUAUUGAAAAAUUUGGGCAAAGUUUAGCAGACUGGAAACUAAUCACGCCGACUAAUAUAUUCCUGCGAAAAUUCAAAAGUGAGGGUGUAUGGUUUGAGUGGUCAGAUCUAGCCUACUCGACUGCAACAUUGACGUCGACCGAUUGCGAGAUGUCGAAAGAGAAUAUUAAAUCUGAAGAAAAUUUUCCGAGAAGCACGACGGCAGCUGGGACACAUCGACGUAUGCUGCUGUCACAAAUGGCGCAUUCUUCUUUGUCCUUUUCUUCGCCUACUUCUUCUUCCUCUUCUUCAUCAAAAUUUGUGAAAGAUAUGUCUGAAACCACGGCCAAAUUCAAUGCAAUGUUUUCCUCGAUGAAAAAUUCAAUGCUAAAGACCAACCACGAAGAGUUGAUAGUCGACUCUAUUCAAUCGUAUAAUGAAAAUUUGCUUAAAUUCUACGAGACUGAAUACUUUCUACAAAAAGGAUUGCUUGAAUUUGCAGCAUAUUUAGAAAAGUUUGAGAAAAAGAAAAAUCAAAUUAUGUAUGAUGGUUCUGUUAAGUUGCUGCAAAUCGCUGCAAAAUCAUAUGCAAGACAAACUGCAAAUUUGGAAAGGUUGACAAAAACAACAACUCUGAUGAAUAUAGUGGAAAAUUAUGAGCACGAUUUCUUGUUGACAUUUGAGAAAUUUAAAACGGGAUUGUAUAUGCCUAUAACUCUUUCGCAGCAGGAUAAUUUUAAAUUACUGAAUCAAUUUUUGCCUCAGAAUUUGAAGUUUAGUUUUGAUUUGUUCAGCGAUAUUCCAUUGCAACCAACGGUGUUGCAAACCCAAGCUGAACCAAUAUUGCUCAGCACUGCAUCAAUCCCAAUUUUAUUAUACAAGAUUAUCAUGGUGCUUGAAAACAAGCCGAUAAACAGUAACUCUGAUGACAACAAGAGAAAGGAAGAAGGUGACGCUUUAGUUAGAACGGAUCUACAAGAGCUCUGGUUACGCCCUAUAGAUUUUCAAUUACAAUGGAGAAUCAAAGAGCAAUUGACACAAUUAAUUGCUAAUACUUUGUCAGUUAAUCCCGAGGAUCAAAAUGAUGUCGAUGUUGAUCUCAAUGCCGUGAAUUUAAUAAUUGAAGAGUUACUGAAGAGAAGCACAGCUGAGCUCGUUGCUUUUCUAAAGUCGUGGUUGUUGGAGAUUAAGGAUUCCAUUAUCCCUUUUAUUGUCUAUGAGUCAAUAAUAAAGGAUUAUGCUACGAGUGAAGAUAGAAACGAAGCCAAGAACGUUAAGCACAGAACCGCUUUGAAAAAAUUACUUUCUCUGAUCCCCAGAAGUAAUUUGGCUUCCUUGAUUUACAUUCUUGAACAUAUAUGCAAAAUAUUUCAAUUAAAAGCAUUGGAAGGUUACGGUAAAUUUGACGAUUUGCCGACAUCGUUGUCUGCAGAAUCGAAGGAGCAAGAACAAAUAGAGCAUGUAUCUGACAAGCUUAAUCUGAUGGAAAUGGUUGCAGCAGUUCCGUUUAUUCAUUUGAUCAUGAGGCCUUCAUCCUCAAAAGUGUCUGCUGGAUUUAAGCCACCUUUAGCUAUUUACAAAAAGCUCUUAACGGACUUAUUGGACCUAGAUGUUCGCUCAGAUCUAUUCAAAGUCUUGGUUGAAAACGAAAAAAAGUUUCGAGAGAAGAAAGCUAAUGAAAAAAUAGGAGGCUUGAGUGUAAAGAAAAUUCAUGUACAAGACUCAGUCACAUCUGCUCCCAAGAUUGAUCUUAAUGGGUCAACACUUUAUGAUGAUGAUGAACAACAUUAUGACGACAACAAUGACAACAGCGAAGAAUAUAAAAACGGCAACGGCAAUCUCAACGGUAACAGUAAUAACAAAAAUAACAAGAAGAAUAGCGAUAUUGAUGUUCCUGUUACUCCACAAAGGAAAGAUCAAAGUACCUUGUCAAAUCCUGAAAUCAAGACGCCACGCCCAUUAAGUGGAGGCUCAUUUUCACUCAGGCCAUUCAAAACUCGUUCAACACCAGCUCCUUCGCCCAAUGCGUCACCAACUCGUCAUUUAAGACAGGUUGAUGAGGAAAUUACUAGAGCCCAAAGUCCUAAUAGUUCACUAUUGGUUCCAAAUCUCGAUAUCCAAUUUGAAGGCAAAUGA